GAAAGCACGGAGAUCUCUAUCACGGAUGACAAAUAAAUAAUUGGGAGCAGUACACGGGCACCCUUCCCUGUCCUCCAUCCAAGAAGCUGCCAGAUCAGAUUUGGACUCUAUGCAGAGUUAGAAAUGCCAUGCCGGGUGCUGUUGGUUUUGCUGCUGUGUGCUGGAGUCCAGUGCCAGCUCAGAGGCUUGUUCCCUGCAAUCUUAAACUUAGCCAGCAAAGCAGACAUCAGCACCAAUGCCACCUGCGGUGAAAUGGGACCGGAAAUGUUUUGCAAACUUGUGGAACAUGUGCCAGGGAGAAUAGACCGAAACCCACAAUGUCGAAUCUGUGACCAGAACAGUGUUAACGCAAAGGAGCGUCACCCAAUCACCAAUGCUAUUGAUGGAACGAAUGACUGGUGGCAGAGUCCAAGCAUACAGAAUGGCAGGCUGUACCACUGGAUCACCCUCACACUGGAUUUAAAACAAGUCUUUCAAGUUGCCUAUGUAAUUAUUAAAGCAGCAAAUUCACCAAGACCUGGAAACUGGAUUUUAGAGCAUUCUUUUGAUGGAGUUGAAUUCAUGCCAUGGCAGUAUUAUGCAAUUAGUGACACAGAAUGCCUGACUCGUUACAACAUCACACCAAGACUUGGGCCGCCAACAUAUAAGAGAGAUGAUGAAGUCAUCUGCACAUCUUAUUAUUCAAGGCUUGUGCCUCUGGAGCAUGGAGAGAUCCACACCUCACUGAUUAAUGGAAGACCAAGCGCUGAUGAUCCCUCCCCAACUUUGUUGGAUUUUACCUCCGCACGUUACAUCCGUCUUCGCUUGCAGCGCAUUAGAACUCUUAAUGCUGACCUCAUGACUUUAAGCCAUAAUGAUUUAAGAAAUGUGGAUCCUAUUGUUACUCGAAGAUAUUACUAUUCUAUCAAGGACAUAUCUGUUGGAGGGAUGUGCAUUUGUUAUGGACAUGCUCGUAGCUGUCCUUGGGAUGAAGUAACCCAGAAACUCCAGUGUCAGUGUGAACGCAACACUUGUGGAGAGAGCUGUAAUGAGUGUUGCCCUGGUUACCAUCAGAAUCCAUGGCGACCUGGCACCAUUUCUGUUGGCAAUAAAUGUGAGAAAUGUAAUUGCCAUAAUAAAGCAGAAGAUUGUUAUUAUGACCAAACCGUGGCAGAUCGGAACAUGAGCUUGAAUAUUAAUGAUCAGUAUAUUGGAGGGGGAGUUUGUAUCAACUGCACACAAUUUACAGCUGGAAUUAACUGUGAAUCAUGUAUAGAAGGUUAUUACAGGCCACACAAGGUCUCCCCUUAUGAUGAAGCUCCAUGUCAUCCAUGUGAAUGUGAUCCAUUUGGUUCUGUUAGUCCUGUCUGUGUUGUUGAUGACAACCAUUCUACUCAAGGUGCCCUUCCGGGUCAAUGCCCAUGUAAGGAAGGUUAUACCGGCACAAAAUGUAACCAGUGUGCUUUUGGAUACAAGGGAUACCCUCACUGUGUGCGCUGUAACUGCAGCCUUAUAGGGAGCCUGAAUGAUGACCCUUGUGCAGAUCAAUGUAUAUGUAAGGAACAUGUGGAAGGGGAGAACUGUGACAGGUGUAAGUCUGGAUUCUAUAACCUACAAGAAAAGAAUCCAGAGGGCUGCACAGAAUGUUUCUGUUUUGGUGUUUCUGAUGUCUGCGAUGAACUCUUUUGGCAUACAACUCAGAUGUCUGAUAUCCAUGGCUGGCGUGUUAGUGACUUGCAUGGAUCUGAGAGAAUUUUCCCACACCAAGACCUGUUUGAUGGUCCUCAUCAAAUAAGCAUCAAUAACUCUGAGGCCAGGAAGACAUUGCACUCUGUCUAUUACUGGGAGGCACCAUCUUCUUACCUUGGAAAUAAACUAACAUCUUAUGGGGGAGUUUUGAGGUAUACAGUGUCCUAUGAUAUUCCUGUGGAAAGUUUAGAUAGGGAACCCGUUUCUAAUGUGGACCUCGUUAUGCAGGGAAGUGGUAUCACCAUAGUCACAAGGACUGAAGGUUUGCUCCUGCAGCCAUAUGAAGAACACACAGCUGAAAUAAAACUGCUUCCGGAAAACUUUCUGGACUUCUAUACAAACAGACCCUUGGAUCGCGACAGGCUAAUGACUGUUCUGGCUAAUAUUAAUCGCCUGUGGAUACGAGCUACCUAUAACAAUGACAAGAAUGCAGUCACCAGGCUAAGCUCAGUAACACUUGAUACAGCUACACCUAAUGUGAUUGACCUCCUGCCAGCUGUACAAGUGGAAAACUGUGAAUGUCCACCUGGCUAUGCUGGCACAUCGUGUGAGUCUUGCAUACCUGGAUACUAUAGAGUUGGUGGAACCCUCUUCGGUGGAAUUUGUCAGCCUUGUGAUUGCAACGGCCAUGCAACAGACUGUGAUAUCCAUGGUGCUUGUUAUGGCUGCCAGCACAAUACUACAGGUCCCCAUUGUGACCAGUGCAUUCCAGGAUUCUAUGGAUAUCCAACAGCAGGAACACCUCAGGACUGCCAGCUGUGUGCUUGUCCUCUAAAUGCACCUUCCAACAAUUUUAGUCCAACUUGUUAUCUGUCUGGAGAAGAAGACGUGAUAUGUGACCAAUGUGCACCUGGUUAUACUGGACCACGGUGUGAAAAGUGUGCCAAUGGAUACUAUGGAAAUCCAUCAGUGCUGGGAGGGUCCUGUGUCCCUUGUGAUUGUAAUGGCAAUAUAGACCCCUUUGAAGAUGGCCAUUGUGAUUCAGUGACAGGAGAGUGUCUGAAAUGUAUUGGUAACACAGCUGGGCGCUACUGUGAAAGAUGCGCUGAUGGCUUCCAUGGGGAUGCCAUUUUUGUGAAGAACUGUACUGCAUGCGAGUGUCACCCAGACAGCUCAAUCUCCUCAAUGUGCCACCAUGACACUGGAUUGUGUGACUGUAAACCACACGUCAUCGGAAAAAAAUGUGAUCAAUGUGAGCCUGGGUUCUAUGGCUUGACAUCUGGCCUUGGCUGCCUGCCUUGUAACUGUAGCUUAUCGGGUUCAAACUCUGGAGUGUGCGAUGAUGCCGGUCAGUGCCCAUGCGUUAGUGGAGUGGCAGGAGUUAAGUGUGAUGUCUGUGCCCAAGGAUUUUAUGGAUACGAGGAUGGUGGCUGUACAGCUUGUGACUGUGAGCAUACACAGAAUAACUGCAACCCGCAGACUGGAGAGUGUAUCUGUCCCCCUCACACGCACGGGUCGAAGUGCGAAUUCUGCAAAGCCAACUACUGGGGCCAUGAUCCUGAGCUUGGAUGUCUGGAAUGCAACUGCAGCACCGAUGGGUCUUCGAGUCUACAGUGUGACCUUACUACUGGCCAGUGUCUGUGCCGGAAGGAGUUUGCUGGCCAGACAUGCAAUACUUGUCUAUUUGGAUACAGAAAAUACCCCAGCUGCAUCUCCUGUGACUGUGAUGUAAAAGGUACCCAGUCUGCUUGGUGUGACGAUGAACAGAAGAUGUGUAGCUGUGGAGAAGAAACUGGUAACUGUGCUUGUAAGGACAAUGUGAUCGGGAGUUAUUGCAAUGAGUGUAAAGGUGGAACCUUCGCUCUGCACGGUGAAAACCCUCUCGGUUGUUCUCAGUGUUUCUGUUCUGAGGUGUCCCAGCUAUGUGCAGAGGUUGAGGACUAUGUACGCAUUCCUAUCACCUUGGUUCCAAACCAAUCUCUGCUCCGUGUGGUUUCUCUGAAUGAUAUGAAUGGAACUACAGAUGGUGUGUUCUCCGAGGCUGUUGACAUGUUACUAGAUGGAUCCGUAAUACGGCAACACUUUUUAUCAGAUAUAUUUUAUUGGAAAUUACCUUCACAGUUCCUGGGGGAAAAGACAUUGGCUUAUGGAGGCAUGCUGAAGUAUGUUGUUACAUAUUAUGGACUUGGGGAGUCUGGUCCUUCAGAUUUUGAACCUCACAUUAUAAUGAAAGGUGGACAUCUCAGGAAACAAGUUCUUUACAUGGCCAAACCCAACCCAGUAAAUGGAGUGAGAACUGAGACACAAAUCAGCUUCAAAGAGGAAGACUGGAAAUAUCAUAAUUCUGUAUCUGAUGAGUCAGUUACAAGGAUGGAUUUCAUGUCAGUUCUCAGUAAACUUGACUACAUACUUAUAAAAGCAUCAUAUGGCUAUGGAUUACAACAGAGCAGGAUAUCGAAUAUCUCAAUGGACAUUGCAGUGGAGGCAGCAGAAAUGCAUUCUGGACGAGAAGCAGCUAAUCUUAUCGAGAUCUGUGAAUGUCCUCCUGGCUAUGCAGGCCUUUCAUGCCAGGAGUGCACGUCCGGCUACUUCAGAGAAAAAGUGACAGAAGUAAAUGUACGAGGACCACGGCCUUUUAUUGCACCAUGUGUACCAUGCCAGUGCAGUAACCACAGUGAGAUCUGUGAUCCAGAUACCGGAGAAUGCUUGGGUUGUACAGAUAAUACUGCAGGACACCACUGCCACGUCUGUGCAUCAGGUUACUAUGGCAAAGUGGCAGGGUCAAUCACUGAUUGUUCACUAUGUGCCUGUCCCAAAGGCAACUCUAAGAGCUUUAGCCCAACCUGUGUGCUAGAAGGCAUCGAUGACUUCCGCUGUGAUGCGUGUCUGCCUGGAUAUGAGGGAAAGUACUGUGAAAGGUGUUCUCUAGGUUAUUUUGGCAAUCCAAGUGAUCCAGAUGGGAGCUGUCAGAUAUGUGACUGCAAUCCAAGUGGUUCUUUGCAUAAUCACUGUGACAGAAUUACUGGCCAAUGUGUUUGUAAGGUUGGAGUGACUGGACGUCUUUGUGAUACAUGUGAAGUCAGGCAUACCCUACUGGAACAGCAAUGCAUAUCUUGUGAUGAUGACUGCACAGGACCGUUAUUAGAUGACCUGGAUGUUCUGCAUAGAACUAUAUUCUCUAUAAACUUCACUGGAAUUGUCACAGUACCUCAUGGAUUCAUGACACACCUGGAAAACAUGACAAUGCAUGUAAAGGAUUCUGUGUUUACGAAUUCUAACAAGACCCAGAACCUGGACCAAACUGUGAAGCAACUGAAUGCAGUAUCUGCAGACACAGUCCUCCUACACAACAGACUGGCACAGGUAAAGAAGCAUGGGUUCAGUGUGCAUAAUUCCACCAUUAACACCUUGAACAAAAGCCAGGAACUAAUGGGAUUUAUUGACAAAAUGCAAACUACAAUUAAAGUGCUAAUAGAAGUGGCAGAAAGUCUAAAUGAGACACUUGGUAGUGAUGCCCUUCUGCCAGUGAAUUACCAGGAAGGCGUUUUAUCCAAGCUGGGAGAGCUGAGCACAAGAAGCUUUAGUGAUCACAACCAAAAUGCUGUAGAAAAUGUCAAGGCUUUAGAUGUCUUACUAUCCAGAGUCCAGAAGGAAUUUGGGAAGCCACAUGACGACUUAGCGAAGGUGAAGAAGAGCCUUGAGAACUCACUAGAUCAGCACACCAGCAAAUUGCUUGCAGCCGAGGACUUCAUAUAUGAAUCCGCUUCAAACCUCAAUACCACCAACAAUUUGCUGGUUGUUAUCCAAAACAAUCUGGAAGACUUCAGUGUAAAAAAGCUUAAUUUCCAGGAAAACAAGAACCGUUCUGUGAUGCUGAUAGAGGAAGGACUUGGACUAGUGGAUGAGGCAGUGUUACUUGCAGAAGACACUAUUAAUGCUACAUCAGUGUUGGAGAUGCACCAGGAAGAGCUCAUUAUGUGGAACACAAAGCUGAGACAUCAUGUGGAUGAGCUGGUUAUGCAGAUGUCUAAGCGAGAUGCUUUGGACUUGGCCUAUAAUUCUGAAGAUCAUGCUGCUGCUCUUCUGAGGCUUUCAGAUUCUCUCAACAGUUCUCUUUCAGAUGUACGGAAUACUUCAUUUAAUGCCACAAAUGCCAUACAAGCCCACUCUAAUAUAAAAAGGAUGGUUGAGCAAGCUGAAGUCCUGGCUGAGCAGUCAAACUAUACUAUCUCAGAGACUGUAAGAUUGGUAUCUGGACCAAAUGGAUCUUUGGUUGGUACAUCAAAGGAUUCUUUGAUGUUCAGCUCACAACUGGUAAAUGAAUCCAAGAACUUAAGCCGCAACACAGAAGGUCUCGUCUCUCAUUUGAAUGGGCUGAAGACAAAAGUGGAUGAGAUACAAAAACGAACCCGCGUGUUUACUGGUCAGAUAAAUGAGCAGCUGCGUUCUCUGAGAAGCCUGCCGAAUGAUACAAGUUCUAAACUUCAAGAGGCCAAAGAUCUAGCUUUGUCUGCAAACACCACUGCUGCUGGUACCCUGGGCCAUAUCAUGAACUUCAGCCAGAAGCUGUCAAAUGCCACUUCUACAUUGUCCAGGGUGAAUGACACUUUACAGAGAACUAAUGUGCUUCUGGUUGACUCCUCGAAGGCUGCUGUAUCAGCAGAGAGCAGAAUUAAAGAGGUGGAGACGCAGGCUAACAUUCUUUUGGACAGACUAAAACCAAUGAAGUUGCUGGAGGAGAAUCUAAGCCGAAAUCUAUCCGAAAUAAAGGAGCUGAUUAAUCAGGCACGAAAGCAAGCAGCAUCAAUUAAAGUAGCUGUUUCAGCUGAUAGAGAUUGCGUGCGUUCUUACCACCCAGAGAUCCGUUCCACAAACUUCAAUACUCUGAUAUUAAAUGUAAAAACCAGUGAACCUGACAACCUUCUGUUUUAUAUGGGCAGUAAUAGUAAGGCUGACUUCAUGGCAGUGGAGAUGAGACAGGGAAAAGUUUCAUUGCUUUGGGACUUGGGCACCGGAGCCACAAGACUUGAAGAUCCUGGCAUGCAAAUAAACAACAACAAAUGGCAUAAAAUACAUGCAACAAGGUUUGGAAGAUCCGGCACACUGGCAGUAGAAGAAGUCAAUACUUCUCAGAAAACCUCAACCAAACCUUCAUCCUCCCCAGGGACCUCAUCCAUUCUUCAUGUAGAUAAUUCCACGCUAAUGUUUAUUGGAGGCAUUGGGGGCGGCUUACAGAGGUCACCAGCACUGCAAACAACAGAUUUUAGGGGAUGUAUGGGAGAAGCAUUCCUGAAUGGCAAAUCUAUUGGUUUAUGGAAUUAUGUUGAAAGACAGGGCAGAUGUGCUGGAUGCUAUGGAAGCCCUCAGGAUGAAGACACAUCUUUCUACUUUGAUGGCAGUGGUUAUUCCAUAGUGGAGAAGACCAUGCGAUCCACGACGACACAGAUAGUCAUACAUUUUCGUACAUUCUCACCAAAUGGUCUCCUGCUUUAUCUUGCAUCUAAUGGAACGAGAGAUUUCCUAUCUCUGGAAAUAGUGGAUGGAAAGUUGAGACUGUCAGUAGAACUUGGUUCAGGACCUCUGACAUUAACAACUGAUGGACGUUACAACGAUGGAAACUGGUAUAAAGUUGCUUUUCAACGGAACAAAAAGCAAGGUAUCUUAGCUGUUAUGGACUCGUACAACUCCAGUCAACGAGAGAAUAAACAGGGUGAGGCACCUGGUACAGCAUCAGACUUAAAUAGGUCGGACAAAGAUCCCAUAUACAUUGGUGGCCUUCCCAGGUCCAGAGUGGUGAGGAGACAACUAGUCAGCAGAUCCUAUGUUGGCUGUAUAAGGAACCUGGAGAUUUCACGAUCAAACUUUGACUUGCUAAGAAAUGCUUAUGGUGUAAGAAAAGGCUGUAAAUUGGAGCCUACACGCAGUAUAACUGUUCUUAAUGAUGGCUAUGUAGAAAUGCAGCCUGUGUCCUUAUCACCAGAGUCUGAGCUCAUGGUGUCGUUUUCCACUCUCAAUGACACUGGGAUUAUCCUGGCUGGAUUUGGCAAGGCAGCAGAGAAACGUAGUCGCAGGCAGGCCCAGCUGCCAUUUUUUGCUUUAAUGCUGAUAAACGGCCACAUUGAAUUACACAUUAAUCCUCUGGAUGGAGCAAGCACAAGAAAGACAGUCAUCAGAUCACCUACUGGGACCUAUAGUGACGGUCAAGAACAUUCCAUUAUUCUUCUUCGCAACAAAAGAUUUGUGAGUGUGCAAGUUGAUGAAGGGAAACCAGCAGAGGUGAAACUCAAUGGUCCAUCUGUGGAUUUAGUUGCCAUAAAUGCUUUUCGUUUUUUCAUUGGUGGAGUUCCUGGAAAAAUGGGCGCCACCAUGCUCAGGACAAGCCAGUCUUUCUACGGAUGCAUUCAGAAUUUGAUUUUAAAUAUGGAGCAGUUGGAUUUCACCACUGUUAUAAAGUAUGAAAAAGUCAAAAUGGAUAGCUGCAUGCUGACAGAGAAACCUGCCAUCAGCAAUGAAGAACCAGACGCACAACCGACAGUGAUAGCGCCCGUCACAGAAAGGAAAUUAACGCUGACCACACCCUUAGAGAAAUCGUAUGCCACUAAGGCAGUUCAGUGUGCACAGGAGGUGCUGCCUGGUUAUGUACCUGACGCUUACCAGUUUGGCCUCACUACUGGAAGUCAUAUGCUCUUGCCAUUUGACCAGUCUGCAGUCAGAAGAAAAUUGUCCGUCCAACUCACCCUGAGGGCAUAUGCCACAAGUGGCCUCAUCUACUAUAUGGCUCACCAAAACCAGAUGGACUAUGCUGCGCUACAGCUCCAUGACGGAAAACUUCACUUCUUAUUCGAUAUGGGAAAAGGAAAGACUGAGACCAUCCACCCGGUUCUGAUCAAUGAUGGCAAAUGGCACACAAUUUCCACAGAAUACAUUAAAAGGAAAAGUACAAUUACUGUGGACGGUCAAGAAGCCACGUCCACCAGCACUCCUGGUGAGAGCAACAGUCUAGAUGUGGAAGGCAAGCUGUACCUGGGUGGGCUGGCACCAAGCUACACAGCUAAAAACAUUGGAAAUGUAACCCACAGUAUCCCAGCAUGCAUCAGCAAUGUUUCUGUUAAUGGCAAGCGGUUGAAUAGAGAAGGAGCCCUGUCUAUACAUGGUGCGAAUAAAUGUUACGUCUCGGCACAACAAGGAACAUACUUUGAUGGGACAGGAUUUGCUGCUUUAGUAAAAGAAGGAUACAAAGUGCGAUUUGAUCUAAACAUAUCUCUAGAAUUCCGCACUACUGCAAGGAAUGCCGUUCUUCUCGGAAUUAGUAGUGCCAAAGUGGAUGCCAUUGGUCUGGAAAUUGUUAAUGGCAGGGUUCUGUUCCAUGUAAACAAUGGUGCUGGAAGAAUAACAGCAAUUUAUAAGCCAGAACAAGCAAACUCUCUUUGUGAUGGCGAAUGGCACCAGGUUAACGCCAAUAAGAUAAAGCACAAAAUUGUCCUCAAAGUCGAUGGAAACACAAUUCUGACUGACAGCCCUCAUGUCCAAUCUACCUCUGCGGAUACGAGUAAUCCAGUUUAUGUUGGCGGCUAUCCAGCUGGUGUAAAGCAAAACUGUCUGACCAGCCAGACUUCAUUCCGUGGUUGCAUAAGGAACCUGAAACUGAUGAAGGGCACCCAGACUGAGGCCGACGACUUCAGCAAAGCAUUCGAGUUACGUGGAGUCUUCCCUCAUUCUUGUCCAGCAACAGAACUAUAGACAAAAGGCAUAUUGUCAGCCUCUCACCCAGUUUCUAAACACAAAGGGUAUAUUAAUCACACAUGUGAUGUUAUCGCGCAUGAGAUAAUUUAAGUGCAUGCUGUGUCAGGCUUCCAGAUUGAUUACUUGCCCAGAAAUGUAUUUUAGGCAAUGUGAUGAAAUAACCCUGUGACAUAGCAAAGCAUUAAGCGAUAUCAUCUCAUGAGGUUUGAUGACUAUUACUCCUUAAAGCUAAACUCCAGAUAGAAAUAA
This is a messenger RNA of Nanorana parkeri, 9660 nucleotides long. It is a transcript of the gene LAMA1, whose product is annotated as laminin subunit alpha 1. Gene Ontology annotation, molecular function: extracellular matrix structural constituent; signaling receptor binding. Gene Ontology annotation, cellular component: basement membrane. The record is from RefSeq and is a predicted model, not a curated record. The transcript is spliced from 63 exons. The coding region runs from base 124 to 9408 and encodes 3094 amino acids. Gene Ontology annotation, biological process: blood vessel morphogenesis; camera-type eye development; cell adhesion. NCBI's taxonomy places the organism in Eukaryota, Metazoa, Chordata, Amphibia, Anura, Dicroglossidae.